UGGCUAUUAUUGGAAAUCCUAAGAAAGAUAACGUUAAAGGAUCUAUUGUUUAUCUAAAUAGCCCUUUGGUAUAAAACAUCAAACCAUAAAGUGUUCUGCAUCAGUUCUUCGGGAUCAGUUCAGCAGAACAGGAAAAUAUGAAGUUCAUACUGUUACUAUCGGCGUUAGUAGCCUGUGCGCUAUCCGCUGAAAUACCUCGUGAGCCUCAAUAUCCAUUAAAUGCUGAAUCCCAUCCUGUUUUCAAGAAGCAUUCUGAGGAACAUCACCCUGUAUAUAGGGAUGAAAAGUCUGAGGUGAAAGAAAGAGAAGAUGUUUUAAGAGGAAUGGUACCGAUUGCAAAACAUGAUAUGCUUGCUGACGCACCAGCUCCCAUAGCCGAUAGCUCUGACAACAUGCCUGCCACGGGCUUCAUUAAUCCUGGUGAGGUGGCCUACCCAGAUAUACCAUAUGCACCGGGUUACGGCUAUGGAAAUGCAUAUGCCAAUGCAUAUGAUCUCUAUGGUAACAGCCUGAGUGAUUAUUUCAUGGAACCAGACACUUCGUCUAUGGGACUGUUAUGGAGUCAAGUACCUAAUUCACGGACGCUGGUGAGCUACGUGGGUAGAACAAUUCAUUGGGUGUUUAGCAGCAUCUUUGUGAUUAUGCUCGGUUCCCUCCUCACAAUUGGCGUUUGUAGCUACACGAAUCUUUGCUCCAUCACAUUCAAUGGAGUUGGCCCUAUACACGAGGAAAUGCGAUCCCUCAUCACGCCAGAGAGAUUGGAGAAGAUAAGCACGGCGGCAGAUUUUGUUAAAACUGCGAUUAACAAAUAUCAAACAAUUCAGAAGGUCGCUGAUAAUAGAAACCGCAGAUCGUUUUAA
Messenger RNA from Pieris rapae (cabbage white), 860 nucleotides. RefSeq lists its product as uncharacterized. Lineage: Eukaryota; Metazoa; Arthropoda; Insecta; Lepidoptera; Pieridae. The record is from RefSeq and is a predicted model, not a curated record. The transcript has 5 exons. The coding region runs from base 138 to 860 and encodes 240 amino acids.